Xiphophorus maculatus (southern platyfish) is the source of this 1868-nucleotide messenger RNA. It is a transcript of the gene polr1g, whose product is annotated as DNA-directed RNA polymerase I subunit RPA34-like. Bases 100 to 1116 code for a protein of 338 amino acids. Lineage: Eukaryota; Metazoa; Chordata; Actinopteri; Cyprinodontiformes; Poeciliidae. Gene Ontology annotation, biological process: transcription by RNA polymerase I. The transcript has 3 exons. The record is from RefSeq and is a predicted model, not a curated record.
UUGUGUCAACACAUGUUCAUUCCCACCUCAGAGCCAUGUGUGUUGAGCUAAAAAACGCUGUGAGUUAUAACGUUAGCAGUAAUUUUUGAACUAUAAAACAUGCCAAAAGACAUUUCUUCGUCUUCGAGCGAAGAUGAAACGGAUAAUGUUGCCACGGAAACAACAAAACGGCAGAAAGAACCCGCGAGGAAGACCGCGCGGUUGGAGUGUCCUGAGGACUUUGUGUCUUUCUGCCACGUCCCCUGCAGCAGCACGCUGGCAGACAAUCUGAGGAACAACGAGAAUGAGUUGUGGCUCAUUAAAGCUCCUGCCAGCUUCGACCCCCACUGCUUCAGCGGCGUCCAGGUUCCCCUGUCGGGUCUCCAGACCCUGAAGGUUCCGGUUGGACCGGUCCAGCAGAGCUACAGCGUCCUGGCGUCGUCCCGCCCCAACGACCUUCAUCUGCUCACCAGCGACAGCCGGACGUCGGACGGCUUCGUCUUCGCUCCGGCCUUUUCCGGCCUGCUGAACAUCUGCGAGAGCUACGGGGACGCUAGCGGCGAGCAGGCGCCACACGUCGUGCCGGCCGCCCCGGCGCCCGCCGUCCCGGCCGGCCUCAAGCAGCGGUUCCACCCGUUCGGCAGCAAGACUCCAAAGCUCACCUACGUGGCGGAGAACGAGGCGGACGGAGCCGCGUUCGGGCCGUCGUCGACGACGCUGCGGCCGCUGGUGAUGAAGCAGUUCGUAGAAGAUGGAGGCCGGGUGGGUGAUGAUGACGAGGAGGAGGAAGGCAGGAAGAGGAAAAAGAAGAAGAAGAAAGAGAAGCGGAUAAAGUCGGAAGAAGCGGAACUGUUGCUGCAGAUGAAACAGGAACCAUCCGACGAAAAUCUGGACGAAGCGACAGCGGCGGGGCUUCCUUUCGGAGAGGAGAAGACAAUGAAGAAGAAGAAGAAGAAGAAGAAGGACAGGGAGCGGGAGGAGGUUGAGGAAGGACUGGAGCCCAGCGUGAAAGUUAAAGUGGAACCAGGUUCUGUGAAAUGUGAGCCGCUGGACGUUCUAUAUGGCGACGCAGCAGAGAGUUCAGGGAAGAGGAAGAAGAAGAAGAAAAGCAGAACUGAGGAGGACGUUCACUCCUGAUUCCCUCCAUCUUUGAAAGUCUUCAGACGUAAACGCUUAAAGCUGCAGCAUGUAACAUUUAUAAAAAAGGAUUCUUUCACGUUUAUGAGACAGAUAUUCUCUGAAAAGAUUGAUCUCCUCCACCUCAUCCCUGAGCUGCUACUGACACCAGAAGAAAUGACCAAAACCAACUAAUCAGAGUCUGGAGGCGGGGCUUAGCGCUGUCAAUCAAUCUCAUUUAUCAUUUAUUCUGCUAAAAGUGCUAGAGACGGACAAACAACUCACCGUUACAAGAAAACUGUUUAUCCACCAUCAUUGGAUAUGGCUACGCUAACUAGCCUUAGCAUUCUCGGGGGAAGGUGAUUGACAGCGCUAAGACCCGCCUCCUGGCUCUGAUUGGUUGUUUGUAGUCGGCACUGGGAGAAGGCAGAAGAGCUCGGAUUUUUUACAAUGUAUCUGUGUUAAGCCAUAAAUACUUUGUAAACAUUUCUUGUGAAGGUUACGUACUGUCUCUUUAAGGCCAGUUUCCGUCACAGCAGCUGGACGAGGCGGCAGGAUGGGAAACGGGGAAGCAUCUCCUCGGUUUGGUCCAGUUCCUGUCGACUCCUGGUGGAUUUCAUGGCCUUAGAUUUGCUCUUUGUCGGUGUGUUUGUUUGCACAACCACAGAUUUACUGUUGGUUUUUCAGCCGAAGCUUUCAGGAAUGAUUUGGGUCAAAAAACAAUAAAAAGAAAUUAAAGAAACUUUUAAUGAGGGAAAAAAGUGUUUGGUGCU